This is a messenger RNA of Austrofundulus limnaeus, 1188 nucleotides long. RefSeq names its product visual system homeobox 2. The record is from RefSeq and is a predicted model, not a curated record. Gene Ontology annotation, cellular component: nucleus. Gene Ontology annotation, molecular function: sequence-specific double-stranded DNA binding; DNA-binding transcription factor activity, RNA polymerase II-specific. Lineage: Eukaryota; Metazoa; Chordata; Actinopteri; Cyprinodontiformes; Rivulidae. Gene Ontology annotation, biological process: regulation of transcription by RNA polymerase II.
GUAUGGUUUCAGAACCGCAGAGCCAAGUGGAGGAAAAGGGAGAAGUGCUGGGGUCGCAGCACGGUCAUGGCUGAGUACGGACUGUAUGGAGCUAUGGUCAGGCAUUCCAUCCCCCUGCCAGAGUCCAUCCUGAAGUCCGCCAAGGACGGCAUCAUGGAGUCCUGUGCGCCCUGGCUGCUGGUCCAAGAUGGCUUACCAAUCAACAGGCGCUAUUCUAAAUCUGAAUACCCGCAACUCUUUGCAGGGAUGCACAAAAAGUCCAUGGAGGGAGCGGCAGCCCCACCGACAGGGAAAUGCGACGCCCCUCAGCAGCCGAGCGCUCAGAGGCCAGAGGACCCUGAGGUGGAGGAGAAGAGGUCAGAGGUCAAGUCCAUCAUUUCUAAAGAGGAACUGAGAGAGAACAGCAUCGCUGCCCUCAGGGCCAAGGCACAGGAGCACAGUGCCAAAGUGCUGGGAACAGUUUCUCAUGACAGACUGCCGGAGGGCAAACAGGAGAGACAGGCGGCCGAGGACAAGACCAGCGAUCCGCCGAGUCCAGCAGAGGAGCAGAAAAGUCCCUAAAAAUAUAAAAUAAAAUAAAAUAAAUCAAGAUCUUGGAAAUCAUCAGGACUGAAAGCAGUGGAGCUGCUUUCAGCUUGGACUUACAGACUCAGAUUUUAGCCUUCACUGACCUUUCCAAACUGGCCUUCAUCAAAACCUCUGUAAAGACACAACUCGUGUGAUUGGCUGCUGGCUAACAGAUGCAAAUGCACUUUUGUCUGAUUUAUUUCCAGACUUUGUCCUCGUUCGUAGCAGAGCUGAUUUGACAGCGUAGGAGYGUUGAUGUAUAUAAACUGCAUAGCUAAUAACAGAGCUGGGUAGCAAAAAUGUAUCCAGUAGAAUCCUUUUUGCUGACAGUGUAGGGAGUCAGAGGAUGAAAGGCUGCAUUUAGGUCAUGGUGUUUAUUCUGUUCAAGUUUACACAAACUGUUACAUUUUCCCACCGACAGUAAGAGAAAGAAAGUAAAUGUUGGCGAAUAUCCCUCUGUAUAUAACUGCUAUAUUAAUCUCGCUCACUAAGGCGCCAGUUUAAAACAUGUUUUCUUGUAGUCUUACGGUGUCUGUGUUUUGAUUUUCAAAUAUGUAUGAGUCCAAAGUCAAGCAUAAAACAGAAAUCACUGUUUAUUAAACGUGGUGUUGUGUUCUGUUA